Arabidopsis arenosa is the source of this 3038-nucleotide messenger RNA. NCBI's taxonomy places the organism in Eukaryota, Viridiplantae, Streptophyta, Magnoliopsida, Brassicales, Brassicaceae. The record is from the annotation of a GenBank genome assembly.
AAUUAUCAGUAAAAACCCUAACUACUGUGCCUCGACGAACUUCUCUGAUUUCCCGUUUCCGUUCAUCUCCGACUCUGUCCCUUCUUCCUCCAUUAUUUAGUUUAAUUGAAAAUGACAGCUCCUUGCUUACCGCAACAUUAAUGGCAUGGCUGAUGCGCUAACUGACCCCUCUGACCACAGAAACUUCGUCGAUUGGUCAUCUUCUAAGAUUCCAAAACAAUCAACCGCACUGACUGUUAUUCAUGCGGUUGAACAAUCAGAAUCUCUAUGUGUUGACCCUAUUGUAUAUGGCUCCCUCAAUCCAGAGGUCUUUGAUUGGGAUGAUGAAGUCAAAGACAAGAAGGUUGACUACUUGCUUGAGAAAGUCAGAACAGGCUAUCGGUUCAGCAAGCUUGAGUGGCCCGGUGGUGAUUGUUCAGCUAAGUUAAUUAGAGUUGUUAAGAAGAAGUGUAGUAUUGUGAAGAAGAAACACGUUAAGCCCCGCAGCAAAAAGCACAACCUUUCCGUUGAAAAAAAUCCGUCGUCAUUGAAGAGAAGGAGAUCAGCCCGUAAUUCUGAACGUUUUGAACCUUUAUCGCGUGAUGAUUUGGUUGCACGCGUUGAAUGUCUUGAGUCUGAAUUGGUCCAGAUCAAAACUUCUUUUGAUCUUCAGGUACAACGGUUGUCCUCUCAUGCUGACAAGCUUGAGAAAAAGUUUAAAUCAAUGAAACAACAAAGGCAUCGCAAGAAGUCAUUUCGACCAAUCUCAUCUAGAAAGGUAUUACGCCAAACCUUCCUCCCCUACUCCAAACACACAGCACAUAAUGCCACCGCUCCUGUCGCUCCCUCUGAUGGGGGUCUUACUGGGUCUGGCCAGUUGGGCAAUCUGAAAAUGUGUUUGGCCCAAUCUGCUGCGACUGGAGUUGUUAAUUCUAUUGGUGCUGAGUUAGGAUUUGGCAAUUUCGCAUCUGGAAAGCUUCAAUCUGCUGCUUUUUCUGGAGUUGAUAAUUCUAUUGCUGUUGAGUUAGGAAUUGGCAAUGCCGCAUCUGGAAAGGGCAAGUCUCAUAACGAUACUAGUGGUGAUGAGUCUGGAGAUAAGACUCUGGGAGACACUGACGCAGAGUCAUCUGCUGAGGACUCGUCAGCGUCUGAUGAAGGGCAGUUGAGGUCCCAGCCUGAUGAUCCUCCUAAACCUGCCCCUGCUGCAGAACCUAAUGGCAAGUCUGAUCACGAUACUAUUGGUGAUGAGUCUGGAGAUAAGACUCUGGGAGACACUGACUCAGAGUCAUCUGCUGAGGACUCGUCUGCGUCUGAUGAAGGGCAGUUGAGGUCCCAGCCUCAUGAUCCUGCUAAACCUGCCCCUGCUGCAGAACCAAAUGGGCAUGGCCAACCUCAAAAUGAAGAUGAUGCUCCUAUGGACAUUGAUAACACAACCACCAGUGGUUUGGACAUCGUUGUAGACAAUGCAUGUAAACCACACACCAGCCACGCAGACAUGGACAUUAACCCCCCCCAAUCGAUUGUCUCACUAGGAUCUACUCCAAAUGUUCACGAAGAGGAUCCAGUGGUCAGUGGUGGUGUACUAGGUCCUGUAGUGAAUAACGAGAAUAUCCAAUGUCAUGGUCAAGGAGACACGGUUCAGGCCAACAUAGAGGGCCAUAUCAGUGAUACAUUCUGUCCCCCUGAUGGGUUCACUGAUAAAGAUGUAUUUGAAACCCCUUUUGCGCAACAACUCGCAGUCUGGAACCCAUCUACAUUUUUUUCAUCUAUCCUGAACUAUACUGUUCCCAAUCAACCAUAUCUAUCUGCCUCUUGUACCAAUAAGCAAACAGAAGAUGCUGUCUCAGGCUUCUCAACAUUCAACGCCCAGCCUACUUCGGAGUUAGACAUAUCCCUCCCCAUAUUUGACACAUCCUCUAAACCGCAGAAGGAAGGAAGAGAAGAGCUCCCUAUUUAUGACACAGCCACAAAAUCUUCUGCUUUUCAACUUUCAUUCUGUUCAGCUCAGCAUGAGAUUAGAAGGCCAGAAGUUGAUGUCAAAUCUCCUGCCGAGAUGGAUAAUUUGGAUGGAGAUCAAGAUUCAGCCGAAGUUGCCUGCGCAGUGGAUGUCCUGGAGUUGAGUGACUCAUCUCCAGCUAGGAAGAGGGAGUUCCCCAUUCUCUCUUCUCAAGAGUCCCAGAUGGUUGGCAUGCUUUUGAGAAGGAUAAAUCUUGACGCCCUACCAAUUAUACCGGAUUUUGACCAAUCUCUAUUUGAUGCUUUUUACACCACCCUGAAAUAUACCCUGAAACGUAUGGAACACCUUACUGCGUGUGGAUAUGUCAUCUCCAACAAGGCCUUCCUCACUCUGGCUGAGCCACAGAAAUGGGUCACUCACCUUCACAUUGAACUACUACUCAAUCUCAUCUCUCGUAGUUAUUCCCACACCCUGGCGAGAGAGCGUUCUGCUGUUGUGCUCCCUUGGUUUGCAAAUGCUUUGCAGGGAAAGUAUAGGGCGUUUAAGGCUGCCAAGGCUAAAAACAGACUAGUUUGGCCAGAUCAAAUUAAGCGUUUUUUGAAGACACCUCAUGGUGAAUGGUUUGACGACAUUGACACAAUAUAUGUCCCUAUGAUUUGGGAAGAUGAGCAUUGGGUAGGCCUAGUCAUCCAUCUUGGUAUGUGGUUGGUUGAGAUUCUGGACCCCAAUAUUGGUCUCUACUGCGACCGGAAGGUUAAAAAUUUCAUUGCACCAGUGGUUGAGCAGUUACCAUAUAUCAUCCGGAGAUUCUGUAAACCACAACCUUCCCAGAAUCAUGGCCUUGAACCCUUUUUAUGGCAACGUCUAACUGGCAUCUACGAGAACAAAAGGUCUGGCGACUGUGGUCCCUUAGCAAUUAAGCUUCUUGAGAUGCAUUGCCAUGGCGGCAUGUCUGAGGUUGUCCAGAAGUUAGAUGACAAUCUUGUUGACAUCAUCAGGAAACAAUAUGCCAUGGACGUCUAUGCUGCAUUUGUUGCGCCCUUAUAUAGUAAGGGCUCAGGUUAACCCAACCAGUGCCUCAUAAUACACUGGCUUUCAUCUU